UUGUGCCUCCGCGUCCGCUCAUGCGCACUCAGCCUCGCCAAGAUGUCGCUGACAAAGUCUGUCUACAACCUGCUCUUCAGGCGGUCGUCCACUUUCGCCAUAACCGUCAUUGUUGGCGCGGUCUUCUUCGAGCGAGUAUUCGACCAAGGUGGCGACGCGAUAUUCGAGCAAAUGAAUCGCGGGAAACUAUGGAAACACAUCCAACACAAAUACGAGACCGCUGACGAGGAAUAGGACGCGGCCGAGGGGUUAUCCAAGGCCACAUACCUCCCUUCAUCCACUUUCCCUGGACUCCACACCUGAAUCAAGCAUCAGACAACAUGGACAAUGUGCUCAGAGUCAUGCUAACCAGAGGACCUGAUGGUGUGGGAGCGGAUUGACUGUCCAGACCACCGUGAAGAUGGAGCAGUGCUUCCUGCCACCUCCUUGUUGUUGUUUGUUAUGCCUUUGUUCUCCAAACAGAUUGUAAAUGAGUAAAUUAAACAUGUAUUAAUGUCGGA
This is a messenger RNA of Larimichthys crocea (large yellow croaker), 500 nucleotides long. RefSeq names its product ubiquinol-cytochrome c reductase, complex III subunit X (gene uqcr10). Gene Ontology annotation, cellular component: respiratory chain complex III. Lineage: Eukaryota; Metazoa; Chordata; Actinopteri; Sciaenidae. The transcript has 2 exons. The coding region runs from base 43 to 234 and encodes 63 amino acids. The record is from RefSeq and is a predicted model, not a curated record. Gene Ontology annotation, biological process: mitochondrial electron transport, ubiquinol to cytochrome c.